GGAACAAUCAUCGCGGGGUUGAACGCACACUUCAACAAACGAAACCUCCCCCAACACCCACCUGCACCCCGAACCUCCGCCCUCACCCUUACCGACUGCAUUCCGCCAACGAGAUCUUUCAAGAUGGCGAUAGAUUCGGAGGAAUUCCUGCACCUGGCCAGGCCUAUUGCACCCUCGAUGCCAGGCUUCAACAGCAACAUCUCACCCAUGACCGUCAACAUCCAGCCACAAGCCAUCCUCUCCAUACUCGACCAUGCCACGCGCAGCGACGAUCCACCCACACCCAACUCGACUGGACCCAAGCCUCGCGUUAUUGGCGCCCUGAUAGGAGUCCGCAGCGAAGACGGUACCGAGGUCGAGGUGCGCAACAGCUUUGCAAUCCCGCAUGUCGAGAACGAGGAUCAGGUCGAGGUGGACGUCGAGUUCCAGCGCACGAUGCUGGCCCUUACCCUCAAGGCCUCGCCUCGGGAGACCCUGCUGGGCUGGUACGCCACCGCCCUCGAGCUCAACAGCUUCUCCUCCCUCAUCCAGAACUUCUUUGCCGCCCCGGAGACCGGCACCUUCCCUCACCCGGCCGUUCACAUGACCAUCUCCACCGAGCCGGGCUCCGACAUCGAGACCAAGUGCUACAUCUCCGCACCUGCCGCCGUCAACCCUGAGCGCGCCGCUGAGUCGUGCCUGUUCAUCGAGGUCCCGCACAAGCUCUCCACCGGCGAUGCCGAGCGUGCUGCCCUCGAGGCCAUCGCCUCCGCCUCAAACAAUGAGAGCCGCACCGCGCCACUUGUGCCCGAUAUCGAGGGGCUGGCAACCGCCCUUGCGCAGACCGAGGACCUGCUGGAGCGAUCGAGCGGCUAUGUGGGAGAGAUUCUGGACGAGGAGCGGGACCCUAACCAGGCCCUGGGCCAGUAUCUGAUGAACAACCUGUCCCUCGCGCCCAAGGUCGACCCGAGCGCCAUCGAGCACGACUUCAACAAUCACAUCCAGGACGUGCUCAUGGUGAGCUACCUCGCCAACAGCGUCAAGACGCAGAUCGACCUCGCCCAGAGGCUGGCGACCGCGCCGCUAUCGGGACCCCAUGCCGAGGGCGCCAAGGAUGGUGAGGACGGCGCCAAGGAGGGCGGACGCGGUGACCGUGGUGGACGUGGUGGAAAGCGGGGUGGACGAGGAGGUGGUCGCGGCGGCGGUCAGCAGAGGGAACCAAGAGAGCCUCGUGAGCCCCGCGAGCCACGGGAGAACGGCGACUGAGCGAUGAGUGUGUUGGACUUGAUAGUUGUGCAGACAUCAGACCUUCUCUCCAUCCAUAUACAGUGGCCUGUGCAGUAUCGCCGGCGAGGGACUGACCAGGACCGCGAUUCGGGGUCAUGCUGUUGCGGUCUGAUCUCAAGGGGGGAUCACGAGGCGGGACCGCCUUGGGGAAAGGGAAAAAGUGACAGCCCGACAGGCGUUCAAGGGGUAAUAAAUAGAAAUCGAUGGGCGCGGAAAAAGAAAUCUCACGUCAUUGACAUUUUG
This is a messenger RNA of Cryphonectria parasitica EP155, 1509 nucleotides long. RefSeq names its product Mov34-domain-containing protein. Gene Ontology annotation, biological process: translational initiation. Lineage: Eukaryota; Fungi; Ascomycota; Sordariomycetes; Diaporthales; Cryphonectriaceae. Gene Ontology annotation, molecular function: translation initiation factor activity; metallopeptidase activity; translation initiation factor binding. The record is from RefSeq and is a predicted model, not a curated record. The coding region runs from base 124 to 1245 and encodes 373 amino acids. Gene Ontology annotation, cellular component: eukaryotic translation initiation factor 3 complex, eIF3m. The transcript has 2 exons.